Molecule: messenger RNA, 5167 nt
Organism: Melozone crissalis (California towhee)
Lineage: Eukaryota; Metazoa; Chordata; Aves; Passeriformes; Passerellidae
Gene: NSD3
Product: nuclear receptor binding SET domain protein 3
Exons: 24
Coding region: 162-4472 (1436 amino acids)
Biological process (GO): regulation of DNA-templated transcription
Cellular component (GO): chromatin; nucleus
Molecular function (GO): histone H3K36 methyltransferase activity; protein binding
Source: RefSeq, a predicted model, not a curated record
CUUGCUGGUGCUGCGGGAGGAGGAGGAGGCGGAGGCCCCGCGCCGCCCCCGCCGCCGCCUUUGUCUGCGCGGGGCCGGGCGGACGCGGCGGGGCCGUGAGAAUGGAACUGACUGAAGGCCCUAUGAGAAAAAGGGAAAGCUAAGGAUGCUGGAGCAGAACAAUGGAUUUCUCUUUCUCUUUCAUGCAAGGGAUCAUGGGAAACACAAUUCAGCAACCACCUCAACUCAUUGACUCGGCCAACAUCCGCCAAGAGGAGGCCUUCGAUGGCAGCAGUGACAUUGCCGAGGAUGGGGGCCGGACGCCGUACGAGGCCGCGCUGCAGCCAGGCUUCCAGUACCCCCCGCCCUCAGAGGAGCUGCCCACCCUCACCAACGGCUACCCCCCGGCCAUCAGCAUGUAUGAACCCCAGGGCAAGUACCAGGGCUACCCUGGGUACCCCAAUGGGUCUGCCAAUGGCUUUGGGACGGGCAGGAACUUCAGCCCCACGGAGUAUUACCAGCUGGAGAACUCCAAUGGCAGGCAGCACGAAGGGCUGGAGAAGCCUUCCCCUCCUCCCCAGCCGCCUCCACCACCGCCACCACCACCACCUCCACAAGUGGGGAUUCCAAAGAAGACUGGCUCACCAGAGAUCAAACUGAAAAUAACCAAAACUAUCCAGAACGGCAGGGAAUUGUUUGAGUCCUCCCUGUGUGGGGACCUGUUGAAUGAAGUCCAAGCCAGGGAGUACGCUAAGGCAAAACAUGAAGGGAGGAAAGAGAAAAGGAAAAAAAGUAGCAAGCAUGACUCUUCCCGCUCGGAAGAGCGCAAGGCACACAAAAUUCCCAAAUUAGAACCAGAGGAGCAAAAUAGACCAAAUGAGAGGCUUAGCACACUCUCUGAGAGACCAAGAGAAGAUGCAGUGCUGGAGGAAGCCCCGGUCCAGCAGCUCGUGCCAUCCCUUCCAGCGCAGGUCACCCACGACGUCAAGUUCCAGGUUGGGGAUCUGGUUUGGUCCAAGGUGGGGACGUACCCAUGGUGGCCUUGCAUGGUGUCCUGUGAUCCACAGCUUGAUGUGCACACCAAAAUUAAUACAAGAGGUGCCCGGGAAUACCACGUUCAGUUCUUCAGCAACCAGCCAGAGCGGGCCUGGGUGCACGAGAAGCGCGUCCGCGAGUACCAAGGGCACAAACAGUACGAGCAGUUACUGGCUGAGGCAGCCAAGCAAGCCAGCAACCACUCUGAGAAACAGAAGAUUCGCAAGCCGCGGCCGCAGCGGGAGCGAGCGCAGUGGGACAUUGGCAUUGCCCACGCCGAGAAAGCGCUGAAAAUGACCCGGGAGGAGAGGAUAGAACAGUACACCUUCAUUUACGUAGACCAAGAGCCAGAGGAAGCUUUGGCCAAAGCCAAAAAGACUGCUGCUUCCAAAGCAGAGGCCAAGAAGAACCGGCGGCCGAAGGCGGCGCCGAGCUCGCAGCCGGAGCACGGCCCUGCGGCCCCGGGCUCCUCACCCUGCCACGGUGAGCGCCGGCAGGGCCAGCGCAGGCACUCCGGCCCCGAGGAGGAGGAGGCUCCACCUGUGAAAAUCGCCUGGAAAACAGCUGCAGCUAGGAAAUCCCUGCCAGCUUCCAUCACCAUGCACAACCUGGAUCUGCAAAAGUGUAACAUGUCUCCGGUUGUUAAAAUUGAGCAGGUUUUUGCCCUUCAGAAUGCUGCUGGGGAUGGAAAGCUCAUCGAUCAAUUUGUUUAUUCCACCAAGGGAGUUGGUAACAAAACAGAAAUAAGCGUCAAAGGACAAGAGAAACUGAAUUCUUCAUCAGCUCAGAGAAGUGAGAAAGCUGUGGUGCAAAAUGCAUCCUCUCCUGAGACAACUUCUGGGGCAGCAGGUUCUGUAGAAAAGAAGCAACAGAGAAGAUCGAUUCGAACCCGCUCCGAGUCUGAGAAAUCCACUGAAGUUGUGCCAAAGAAGAAGAUCAAAAAGGAGCAGGUUGAAGCUGUCCCACUGGCAGCAGUGAAGACGGGGUUGCAGAAAGGUGCCAGUGAGAUUUCAGACUCCUGUAAACCCUUAAAGAAGAGAAGUCGUGCCUCCACUGACAUGGAACUGACCAGCUCAGCCUACAGGGACACGUCUGACUCUGACUCCAGAGGACUCAAUGAUUUGCAGGGCAGUUUUGGGAAGCGUUCAGACAGCCCCUCAGCCACUGCUGAUGCUGAUGCCUCAGAUGUGCAGUCAGUGGACUCCAGCUUAUCCAGGAGAGGAACUGGAACAAGUAAAAAAGACACUGUUUGUCAGAUCUGUGAGAGCUCUGGCGAGUCGCUGCUGGCCUGCGAGGGCGAGUGCUGCAGCAUGUUCCACCUGGAGUGUCUCGGCCUGAAGGCCAUGCCUGAGGAAAAGUUCAUCUGCACCGAGUGUAAGAAUGGAGAGCACACGUGCUUUUCCUGCAAGCAGCCUGGCAAGGACGUGAAGCGCUGCUCUGUCAGCACCUGUGGCAAGUUCUACCACGAGUCCUGCGUGCGCAAGUUUGCCACGGCCCUGUUCGAGUCGCGCGGCUUCCGCUGCCCGCAGCACUGCUGCACCGCCUGCUCCAUGGACAAGGACAUGCACAAAGCCAGCAAAGGUCGCAUGGCGAGAUGUCUGCGCUGCCCCGUGGCGUAUCACUCUGGAGACGGCUGCAUCGCUGCAGGAAGCUUGUUUGUGUCAUCCCACAUCCUCAUCUGUAGUAACCAUUCCAAAAGGACUCACUCCUCAUCAGCUGUAAAUGUAGGCUUUUGUUUCGUUUGUGCAAGAGGGCUGGUAGUGCAGGACCAUUCAGACCCCCUGUUCAGUUCCUAUGCCUAUAAGUCCCACUACCUACUGAAUGAGUCAAAUCGUGCUGAGUUGAUGAAAUUACCUAUGAUUCCUCCUCCUUCGUCAGCUUCCAAAAAGAAAUGUGAGAAAGGUGGCAAACUGUUGUGCUGUGAGUCGUGCCCAGCUUCCUUCCACCCCGAGUGUCUGAGCAUAGAAAUGCCUGAGGGCUGCUGGAAUUGCAAUGACUGUAAAGCUGGCAAGAAGCUGCGGUACAAGCAGAUCGUUUGGGUCAAGCUUGGGAAUUACAGGUGGUGGCCAGCAGAGAUCUGCAAUCCCAGGUCUGUGCCUCUCAACAUACAGGGCCUCAAACAUGAUAUCGGGGACUUCCCAGUAUUUUUCUUUGGUUCACAUGACUACUAUUGGGUACACCAGGGCAGAGUUUUCCCUUAUGUUGAAGGAGAUAAAAGCUUUGCUGAGGGGCAAACUAGUAUUAACAAGACCUUCAAGAAAGCACUUGAAGAAGCAGCAAAGCGUUUCCAGGAACUGAAAGCACAAAGAGAAAGCAAAGAGGCAUUGGAAAUUGAAAGGAAUUCAAGGAAGCCUCCACCCUAUAAACACAUUAAAUCCAACAAGGUGAUCGGCAAGGUGCAGAUCCAGGUUGCAGACCUGUCGGAGAUCCCGCGCUGUAACUGCAAGCCCUCAGAUGAGAACCCGUGUGGGCUGGAGUCAGAGUGCCUCAACAGGAUGCUGCAGUACGAGUGCCACCCUCAGGUGUGCCCAGCUGGGGAGCGCUGCCAGAACCAGUGCUUCACCAAGAGGCUCUACCCCGACGCUGAGAUCAUCAAAACCGAGCGCCGCGGUUGGGGCCUGCGCACCAAGAGGAGCAUCAAAAAGGGUGAAUUUGUGAAUGAAUAUGUUGGGGAGCUGAUUGACGAGGAGGAGUGCCGGCUGCGGAUCAAACGUGCUCACGAGAACAGUGUCACCAAUUUUUAUAUGCUGACUGUAACCAAGGACCGAAUAAUAGAUGCUGGCCCAAAGGGGAACUACUCUCGUUUUAUGAACCAUAGUUGUAACCCAAACUGUGAAACACAGAAGUGGACAGUGAAUGGUGACAUUAGAGUUGGACUGUUUGCUCUUUGUGACAUUCCUGCAGGAAUGGAAUUAACAUUCAAUUACAACCUGGAUUGCCUGGGCAACGGCAGGACCGAGUGUCACUGUGGAGCAGAAAACUGCAGCGGCUUCCUGGGAGUGCGGCCCAAGACAGCAUUUGCAUCGGCAAAUGAAGAGAAGGUGAAAAACGCAAAACUAAAGCAGAAGAAACGGAAAAUAAAAACAGAGCAGAAGCAGAUGCAUGAAGAUAACUGUUUCCAGUGUGGAGAUGGGGGAGAGCUGGUCAUGUGUGAUAAGAAGGACUGUCCCAAAGCAUACCACCUCCUAUGCCUUAACCUGACUCAACCACCUUUUGGAAAGUGGGAAUGUCCAUGGCAUCAGUGUGACAUCUGUAGCAAUCCUGCCGUGUCCUUCUGUGAGUUUUGCCCCCACUCCUUCUGCAAGGAUCACGAGAAGGGAGCCCUGGUGCCGUCGGCGCUGGACGGCCGCCUCUGCUGCUCCGCCCACGAUCCCAAAUCUCCUGUGGCCCCCGAGUACUGGAGCAAGAUCAAGUGCAAAUUGGAAGCACAGAACGCUGUGGAAGAGGCAAAGGAGUGAAUUUGGUUUAAAAACAAACACGGGAGGGGAGAAGAGGGGCAGCAGGCGAUGAACUCGGAGUUUGCAGCGCCACACUCGGCUUUGUCCUCGGAGCCGUCACGUGUGAGCUGCAGUGGGACCAUUGAGCUGAGCGAGAAGGACCAGGCAGUGGUGUUGGGUUUUUAUUGUUUGGUCUUUCUUUUACCCUUGAAUGUGCUACAGCAGCUCUUACUGUUGGAAACCAGGAGCGUCUUGGCCUUUGAAGAAAACCGUAAACCUUUUGACAGUGAAAAGAAUAUUCUGUUUAAAAUAAUGUUCUUUUGAGUGUAGAAAGCAAAGCAUAGCCACAUAUUUAUUUAUUUAAUUUUGAAAGGGUGUUGAAGAUCUGGCUUUGAUCAGUCAUCGUGUCUUUAAAAACAAAACAGCGAAGCCAACGUAACUUUUGUGUCUAGUUUAUGGAAAGAGCAAAGCCUGUCCCCUCUGUAACACUGAGAUGCCAAACAGACAGGUGUGGGUGUCAGACCAGGUGGCUCUGCAAUGCCUCUGUUCCACUACUUAUUGGUAAAGGCAUUGGAGAAGGUAGGUUGUCUCUCAUGUUUACUUCUGAAUAUUAUUGUGAAGCUUUUCCUGUGAGAAAUCAGGUGUGUGACUUCUGGGAAGUGCUCGGAACACAAGGUCUGGCAGUGAGGAGGAAAUGGUGGUGCCUUGCUCCAGAG